This is a messenger RNA of Cheilinus undulatus (humphead wrasse), 1161 nucleotides long. Its product is annotated as ankyrin repeat and SOCS box protein 12-like. The transcript has 3 exons. NCBI's taxonomy places the organism in Eukaryota, Metazoa, Chordata, Actinopteri, Labriformes, Labridae. Gene Ontology annotation, biological process: intracellular signal transduction; regulation of barbed-end actin filament capping. Gene Ontology annotation, cellular component: nucleus; cytoplasm. Bases 109 to 1023 code for a protein of 304 amino acids. Gene Ontology annotation, molecular function: protein binding. The record is from RefSeq and is a predicted model, not a curated record.
AUCUCAGAACAAGGAAACGCAGCAUUUUCAAAUGAGUCCAGUUUGUAGUUUUUAAACGUGGGCUGUUUAAUUCGCUGGAGAUUAUUUUCCUGUAGGGAUGCAGGUUCUAUGAUCAGCCUAAGGACCCCUGCAGAAGAAGAAAAACACGUUGAAAUUGCCCAGCUCAGACAAGCAGUGCUAGAAAACAAUGACAGACUCCUCGAGGAAAUGCUAUGCCAAGAUAUUUACAAAAAGGUCAUUAACUGCAGAGGAGGCUGGGGAAUUGCGGGCACACCCUUACAUGCUGCCGUGUCCAAAGGCCAUCUCAGCUGUCUCCAGGUUCUGCUUGCCCACGGUGCCCUGGUCGACUGUGUCGAUGUGAAGGCUCAGACGCCCCUCUUUGCAGCUGUGCGGGGAAAAUACCUGGACUGUGUAUUAACUCUCCUAGGAGCUGGCGCCAACCCCAAUGGGAACUCAUCCAACAACUGCUCCCCGGUCCUGACUGCUGCCCGUGAGGGGGAUGUGGAGAUACUAAGAGAACUGCUCAAACAUGGUGCUGAGGUGAACUCUCGCUCCAAAGUCUUCCUCUGGUCUUCCAGUGCCAGAGUUUCCAGCGGACCGCUGUACCUGGCUGCUGUUUACGGACACAUGGAGUGUUUCAGACUGCUUCUUCUAUACGGAGCAGAUCCGGAUUAUAACUGCACUGAUGAAACGCUUCUGAGUUCUAUCAAGCAUCCCAAAACUGUGCUUGAAAUGUGCCUGAGGCAUGGCUGUGGAGUGGAGUAUAUACAGCUUCUGAUCGACUUUGGAGCCAAUGUUUACCUCCCUACACUGAUUAUCGAGAAGUCUACGAAGCAGAAUGAGGCUGUGGAGCUGCUUCUACAGGAGAGGGGAAAUCCAAAGGCCUUGACUUCCCAGUGCCGACUAGCUGUCAGACGAUACCUCAAAAAGAUCAAAAAGAUCCAGCUCAUCGAGCAGCUGGACAUGCCAACAAGUCUCAUCAACUUCCUCCAACACAAGCCGGUCCCCGUCAUCGCUCUUUAGUGAGAGCGAGAUUCUCAUCAUGUCAUCUAACUCAUGCUUUUACUUUGUUGGUAGAUUAUGGGCGACCUUUUUAUUUUAUAUUUAAUCACUUUUGUUUGCUCUGAUUGUUGACUGAAAACAUUAAAAGUGUGGACAGCA